GUCCUCCCUGUAUUUCUAUCCGUCCCUCUUUUUCUCUGCCGUAGCCCGUCAUCGUUCAAGGCCCACGCAUCGCCCACACCUUACCCACGCCAUGCACGUCCGACGGGACUCGUACGGCACUGUCGUCCCCGCCGACGCUGAAAUGCUCGAGCAGCUAGACUUAUCAUUGAAGGGGUUCGCAGACGUAGAGGUGUCCCCCACGUCUGCGACCAUGUCCCUGCCAACUCCCCCAGCCGGCCGUCUACCCUCGUUGGCGAAUGAGGCUCCCAACGUCCCUUUUGCGUUCCCGGACGAUUCUGACAUCGUCGUGCCUGGAGCGCCGCUCGUGAAGGACAUGGACUCAUUCACUGAGGGUACCGCACCGGGGGAUUUCGAAUUUCUCGGUGACGAGCCUGAGGUCCAACUCCCUCUCAACGCCCCUUCGUUAGAUACCCUUCCGCCUCCGAGCGACACCGCGUCCGCGAUUGAGCGAUGGCGGUGGGAUGUCGAUCAAUCCACCCCGGAGGCUGUUGAUGAUGUCUCCAUGUUCGGCCAAGUCGCUGAAAUUGCCCUGCUUCCUCAAGCGUGUUUACCUAUGCCCGAGAUCGUAUCUUUCGAAGCAAUACCAACGACGGCGAAAAGACCGCGACCUCGAUCUCUCUCGUCUGAUGAUGGUGGCGAAGGCGAUGCUGCACCCCGGCGCUGUCGUGUGCGCCCAUCCACUCCACCCUCUGCCUCUCCUCGCGCACGGGCCCAAUCUUGUUCCUCAGCCUCGUCGGGGCUGAGGCGGUGCUCUUUUUUGCGGGUCGACUUAGGACCUCCCCCAGACAUGCUGCAAUUCCCGCGGCCUCCAUCGCGGGCGCUCUCGGCACCUCCCGAUUAGCUUCUGGGACCGUGCGCCGUAAGCAGCGCACCUAUACCGACAAAUCUUGACGCGACCGUUAACGAACGGUCGACCGGUCAUUCGGCAAGCACUAGAAGCAGCCAAGAGCUGCCUAGAAAGAAGCGUCGGCUGGGUUAUGAUUAACCUCGACGUUGAAAUAUCACCGACAGAAACGAACUGCUCUGCGCUGGCCAUCGUAUCAAGCGCUCACUUCGCUGUCGCCCUUUCCGUUUUCCAUUUCCUCCCAUUUCCUAUAUCCUUGUGAUAUCCACCAUUUCCCCAUCAUGAAUACCCCAAUUCCAUGCACACGGCUGCUCCCAUCCUGCAUCUAUUCAUCUUGACAUUCAUCCCCAUCAGCCUCUGCUCUGCUCAUUGCUCUCGAUCAUUCGUAUUUAUGGACGCUCGGCUUUCAGAAAAGUUCGUCGUCGUGCGUAGCCAUGUCCGUAACUAUGUCCACAUGGUCUCAUCCCAUUUCUACUUUACCCUACGUCAUACACCCAUCUUUACUGCAGUAGGUUCUGUAUCCUACCACAUUUCCUGUCUCGAUGAUGUAAGCUCCAUCUCAUCAAUGCCGCUGAUGUCGAUGCUCCUUCGUCCCAACUGUCGUCUGGGAUUCUGGCAACUGUGAGACCCAAAAUCGUACUAUUAUGUCGACUAUUCCAGGGCAGCAGUUGCCGGACAACUCUCAGUCGACCUCACCGCUAUAUCGUAAAUCUGGCCGUCCAUGACCCGCGAACGACUCCCUGAUUCACUUGGACAGAAUAUGCCAUCCCGGCUGCUAUCUUCCUCUUCGCCGCCCUCGCCAUUUCGCUCUACUUCCGCUUACGUCUUUCCGCGAUCAAUCGACGAAGGAGGGAGCUGCAGGGCGACGGAGACUGGACGGACCAGGACAUCACCACGUUCUUAGUCAAGAUAAAUGGACCGGGCGCUGGGCCGCGGCCGUUACUAGUCGAUGUGCAUCUCAAGGACGAGAAGAGUCGGAGUGGGGAUUGGGACGAAAUCAUGCCUAUAUCGUUGGUGGCUCUGCCGCCUUCUCAAUGCAGUCCCGCUAAAACAACGGCAGACGAUGUCCAGAGCAGUACUUCCGACGACCAUCUAUCUCAUACCGCCUCUCGUCUGCGUAUCACUGUGCUUGUGAACAUGCCUGAGCCGCAGGUUCCAUGGGACGGGCCGGACGACGAACGACCUCUGCCAGCCGUGGAGAUUGGAAUUACAGAAUUGGACGAGUCGGACAGACGAAAUCGAUAGGACCAAAUGUAAAUUAUGUGUAUGUACCAACUUAUAUCCGUGCCCGCGAAUGGGCCCGCACUGCCGACGACUCAGCUGCCUACCCCACAUCAACAUAGCCGGUGUUCCGCUUUGGCUAUGAUUUGAUCGAGCUUUGACUUCACGUGCCAGUCGUAUCCCAAAACAUCCUCAUCCCUUUCUUCACGUCAAUGGGCGAGUUAAAGUUGCCCACACUUUACUUUGGCUAUGGAAGCAACUUAUGGAUCGAACAAAUGGACGCUCGCUGCCCGGGGAAUCGGUUUCUGGGAACCGCUCGUUUGAACGAUUGGCGCUGGGUCAUCAACACACGGGGGUAUGCCAACGUAGUUGCUGCUCCGGGGUUCCACGUCUGGGCUCUGGUGUACUCGUUGGCGCCAUCGGACGAGGCGGCCUUAGAUGGCUACGAAGGCGUCCCCCACUCAUAUGUGAAACGCACGCUCCCAGUUGAGUUCCACGGCACGCUGGACCUCUCUGCGUUGGGAUAUCCUGUGCAGCUCGGACGCUCGCACGAGAAGGAGAUCCAGCUUGUCGACGCGCUCGUGUACGUCGAUAUCGAGCGGGUCGUCGAAGGCUCCGCUCGGUCAGAGUACGUGUCUCGCAUGAACAGCGGGGUUAAGGACGCGCUUGCUCAAGGGAUACCCCAAUCUUAUAUCCAAACACACAUCAGGCCCAAGAUCCCCCCGCAGUGAACGGCCCAUGUCCUCAAGUAGCAAUCAAGGUCGUAAUCCGAGUUGAAAUACAACAAACAGAACAGCGGUCAAGUGUCCAGUGUCGAUGGAGAACGGAAAAUGUCCCAGGCAGAGUUUCUUCGCUACAAUUUCUUCAUCUUAGCCGCUGAAAUGGAUUCUCCGGGGCCGUGCUCGGGUUUUUCAUAGAUUCGAGGUCGGACCCUGAGCUUGAAGCAUAUUUCAUCACGACGCUUGACAUGUCGCUCUCACCAAAUGCUUCGCCGUAGCUAAUCGCGACGACCCACGAAUCUGUUCACGAGAUUAGAUGGUUACAUAUAACAUGACAAAGACGACAACGCACAGAACUGGAUCAAGCACGCAGCGCCCAGCAAAGCGAUUGGGAGGAUGAGCACGAGGGACAGCUGUUCUUGGUCGCAGAACUGUUUGAUGAUCGCGCUCGAUGAUCCAUUCAGACACGGGAUCGUGUUUGUAGAUCGUUCUUUGAAGGUGGUGAAAAGGGUGAGGCCCAAAGCAGCAAGGAGGAAGGGGCCAUGAAUGAAGGUCAUUUUGCUAUAAAUGUAGACCACACCCCGUCCUGCAUGCACUCCUGCAAUAAGCC
Molecule: messenger RNA, 3415 nt
Organism: Mycena citricolor
Lineage: Eukaryota; Fungi; Basidiomycota; Agaricomycetes; Agaricales; Mycenaceae
Source: the annotation of a GenBank genome assembly